AUGUCGGCCCUCACCGCCCCUCUCGGCCCUUUCCCCUCCCUCCCGCCUCACCUUGCCGGCCUCAAAGACUGGCGCAUCCUCAUCCUCUGCACGUCGGUCAACUCGUUUGUCCAAAAGGUCGUCGCGUACUUUGAUCACCUUGGCGUCGACAAUUAUGCGGUGCAGAUUGCAGGGUCGGCGGAAGGCAUGGUAGCUGCUGCGGAGGCUUACGAGCCGGAUGUGUUGCUGUGUCCGUUCUUGACGGCUAGGAUCCCGGAUAGUGUCUUCACCAGGUGGAUGACGCUCGUGAUCCAUCCCGGUCCGCCCGGAGAUGCCGGACCCUCAUCCCUCGACUGGGUCCUCAUGGGCGAUACCGGUCUCUCCCCCUCAUCCGCCGAUACCCUCGCACACCUCUCCUCCUCCGCCUACUCGCUCAAUCCCACUCAACGCUCUCACUGGGGAACCAUCUGUUUCCAGGCGAACGAAGAGCUCGACGGCGGCGCUGUAUGGGCAUGGGAGCAGUACCCUCUACCUCCUAUCGGCACCAUCACCAAGGCGCAGCUGUACCAGGGGCUACAUUCUCAAGCGGCCAUGUUGGCACUCAUCACCGCUCUUUUCCGGGUAUACGAGAUCUCCUCUUCGACCAUCGCUGCCGGUCAGCCCAUCGUCUCCGCUCGACCCAAGGCGGAGUGGGGUGCGCGCAGCAUCACAGCCGAUAAGCCCUUCCUCGGCGGUCCCGUCCACGAUCGACACCUCCUCCAGUCUAAAUCACGCCGGCCGGACUGGGCGACACAUACCGCCCGGGAUGUCUUGCGCAUCAUCGCCGCCGGGGACUCUCAGCCAGGCGGACAGAUCCCUCCUUUCACGACCGACUCCAAGACCGCUCUCUUCGCCUACGGCGCGUGCGUGCACGACGACCCCUCCACCAUCCCGGCACACCUGUACGGACGGUACGGCUCCCUCGAUUCCGUGCCGAACGGGACGAUCCUGGGUACGAGGGACGGUGCGGUGUUUGUCAAGACGGAACAGCGGUUCGGGGGCGGUGCGGGCGUCUGGAUCACGCAUGGCCGACCGCCCAAGAAGAGCCUGAAGGACCCGCUGGACCCCAAGGUGCCGAUGGUGGAUGCGAUCAAGAAGGCGGGGCACGGGGCGGCUCUCGAUGGAGUGCAAGAGUGGACGCAGGAUGGGUUCGAGUACAAGGCGGGGGAAUGGCAGGCGGUCUAUGUGAAGAGUGUGGAGGUGGAUGGUGGGAUUGGGCAGAUGGUCUACUGGAACUUCUAUAACGGCGCCUUCACCACCGCCAACUGCCAGCUUCUGCUCUCUGCUCUCCGAUGGGCUGUCGACCCAUCCCGCUCCCACCUCCCCAUCCGCCUCCUCGCUCUCAUGGGCGGCAACUACUUUUCCAACGGUAUCGCCCUCAACACGAUCGAAGCCUCCGAAUCCCCCUCGCACGAGACAUGGGCCAAUAUCAACGCGAUUGACGAUAUCGUCGAGUUCCUCCUGGGCGAUACGGUCGCGGAGCGCUCCCCCAAGUUCGCCGGGGAGAAGACAUUGGUGGAAAGGGAGAUUGUGACGAUGGCUUGUCUUCGUGGAAACGCGGCGGCGGGAGGAGUCGCGCUGGCGGCGGCGUGUGAUGUGGUGGUCGGUGCGCGAGGAGUGGUCCUAAACCCGGCGUAUAGGGCGAUGGGGCUACACGGGUCCGAGUUCCACUCGUACUCUUAUGCCAACCGGUGCGGACUCAUCGUUGCCGCCCACCUACUCCAUGACAUGACACCCAUCUCCACCUCCGACGCGCGCACCAAAGGCCUCAUCGACGUCGAAGUGGGGUCUUACGAUUCCUCCCCCGCCUCCGUCGAGCUCGCCAUGAUCGAGCAGGUCCGCGCCCUCCUUGGUUCUUCUACAGCCACUACUCCCGGCUCACUCUCCACUCCGCUUCGAGCGGCCCCAUGGGCUCAUCCCUCUUCUUCCACCUCACAGCCCACUAUCCGCUCCAUCUCGAGCUACAAGCUCGACAGAUACACUGAUCCCAACCGCACCCUCCCGCCGUUGGUGCACUACCGCACCGAGGAGCUCUCGCAGAUGCUGCUUGACAGCUUCCACCCCGUCCGGUCCAAAAGGUACCAUACCCGCCGAGAAGCGUUUAUCCGGAAAUACAGGUCGUCAGCUACGCCGGCGCGGUACGCCCGUGCUCUGGCUACUGGGCCGGAUGAGGAGGAUCUGCCGGCCUUUGAUGAGGCGGAGGGGUGGAUCAGGGGAGAAGAGUGGGGAUGGGUGGGUAUGCCUGUCCCGGCGAGUAUGGCGACCAGCGAGGGGACGAGGGUGGAUCUUUACCCUAUCGAGGAACCGGCGAGCCACGCUAGUGGAGGGUCCAGCCCGAGCUCCGGGAUGAGCGACUCGGGACUGGGACCGAUUACGCCCAUGAAGGGCGUCAUCGUCGGCGGUGUUCCUGUCGAGAGGGAGGGUAAGGGGAAGAUGGGGAUGCAGGGUUUUGAGGGCAAGAUGACGGGCGCGGAGGGGACCAAGGGGGAUGUGCUGUUCCAGUGUCUGUAUCAGGCUGGGGCGUAG
Dioszegia hungarica is the source of this 2544-nucleotide messenger RNA. RefSeq lists its product as uncharacterized. Gene Ontology annotation, biological process: biosynthetic process. Bases 1 to 2544 code for a protein of 847 amino acids. The record is from RefSeq and is a predicted model, not a curated record. The transcript is spliced from 5 exons. NCBI's taxonomy places the organism in Eukaryota, Fungi, Basidiomycota, Tremellomycetes, Tremellales, Bulleribasidiaceae.